AUGAUUGAUCGAACGCGCUAUCUCACGCUUUUAAUUCUAGCAGUUUUGAGCCUUUUUACUUACAAUACCUGGCAAACGCGUAAUGAACUUGAGCUCGACUUGAAUUCAUCCCUUAGACGAGUGGAGUCACUAACGAAAAAGCUAGAGAAGUCAAAACAACCGGCUCCUUCAAUAUUUGAUUCUGGCAGUGGGGACAAUAUCUUGUUAGAGACCAUAGAUCUGAACUAUGAAGACAUUGAUUUCAAAGAGGAAUACAAGGAGAGACUUGAAAAUAAAGAAAGAGUUUGUCAAAUUAUGGAAGACGAGGGACUGUACAAUGAUACAUUACUGGAGGAAAUUGACAGUGAAACCCUUGCGGAACAUCAUUUACGACUCGUAGUUGACGAGAAGCAUCAAAUUUUGUACUGUGAGCUGCCCAAAGUCGGCUGUACAAAUUGGAAGCGUACCAUGCUCCAGCUCAUUCACCCAGACACCUACGGGAAAAUGAAAGUCGAAGACAUCAAAUCGCCUCACGGGAAAAAGGGUGAGGAUGGCUACAGAUACCUAUCGACCUAUCCAAAGGAGCAGCAAAUCUUCAUGUUGCAGACAUUUUAUAAAUUUAUGUUUGUCCGGCAUCCCCUGGAGCGACUUCUGUCGGCAUAUCGUGACAAGGUGCAAGACAACUAUCUCCGGCAGAAUUUCGUCGCGAAACAGCUUCAAGAAAUAGGUGACGACGAUUUUCUCCAAGAAGCAAAUGUCGAAGGAUUCCAUCAAUUCGUAAAAUAUCUGAUAGCAAAAGGUGACGAUAGAAAGUAUGGAGCCCGGCAGAGACAUUGGGGCCCCUAUUUUCAAAUUUGCAAAGUGUGUUCGAUCGAUUGGAAUUUUAUUGGAAAGAUGGAGACGUUGAAUGAAGAUGUCGAAUAUGUUCUCAAUGACAUGAAUGUGAGAGAUUUGACCGACUAUCCGAAGAGGAAUAAGACCACAAACCACUCAACUUUGAUGAAAUUUUAUGAAAAUAUUGGAGCUGAAAACAUACAAAAAAUCUACGAGCUGUAUCGAUUAGAUUACGAGUUGUUCGGCUACGAUGUGCCCAGUAUAUUUCUGAAAUAA
Oikopleura dioica is the source of this 1089-nucleotide messenger RNA. NCBI's taxonomy places the organism in Eukaryota, Metazoa, Chordata, Appendicularia, Copelata, Oikopleuridae. The record is from the annotation of a GenBank genome assembly.